AUGGCUCCUUGGUAUCCGAAGUCCCCGACUUCGCAAUCCGUCUACCACGACUACCCAGAUGUGCAAUCCCGGUCCUGGCACUUCGACCUCUCCGCGGUGCGCUCGACCCUCGGUGGAGUUACUCCACCACCAUCACCCAUCCCCGAACGUCCCCGCCUGAACCACCCCCCAAUGCAACAGAACAAGAUCAGAAAGUACUCCGUCCGCAGGUAUCGCGAGGUCAUCCCGGGUGUGCUCGAAGACGGCACGAUCACAGCGCGCCACCCCUUUGUGGCGGAGUACCUGCGCGCGCUCACCUCCCGUGCCCUCUGCUCCCGCCUGCAGGCGAAGCGGUCACAGGGCUCGAGCGUGCCGCCUGCACGCCUCGCGGACGUCGGCCCGUUGCUCGGGCUCGAUCUCGAUGACCGGCAGAGCCGAGUCAUCUUCGCGCUCGCAGCGCUCGCGAUCCUGUACCAUCCGCGGCAGCGCAUCCACGAAUGCUUCUGGGGACGGCGCACGCGUGCGUAUACCGACAGGAUCAUUUGCUCCGUCCGUUACAUCCCGCGGCCGCUGAUUUACGAUCCUGAGAUGUACCUCGGCCUGCACUCGCAUCUCUACAUGCUGAAUUGCAUGGCCCUGACCUGCCACCAAAGCAGCCAGCACGCCACGGUCGCGGAGAUGGAGCCCAGGACACUGCGGAAGCGACACGCAUCAGCUCGUAUCUCGGCCAACGGUGUACUGAAGGCGAACCCAGCAGAAGGCCAUGAACAUGAGUUGAUGCACGUCGAGCCGUACGACAAACGGAUCACCUCGGGUAAGGAGGAGCGCAUGCAGACGCGCAGUCGCGCCCGUGCGCGCACCACUGUCUCUCCGACGCCCGCCCGCGCGCCGUCGCCCAACAUCCCGUCGACCCCAGCGCCCGAUACGCCUGCAGCUCCCGCUCGGGCGUCCAUCCUCAAGUGGAAGCAAGAUGCGGAAGACAUGGUGGUCGACCACCCGGGCUCAGUCACACACGAGUCCAACCGACUCGUCCACCCCAGGCUUGCCCCAUCCGCAUCUCAAGCGCCUCGUCGAUCUACACGGCAGGCGGCGCGUCGCGUCGUCUCCAACCCCGCCACUGCGACCGCCGUUGCAGACGCCACCGCGAAGAAGCCACCGCGAGCGCGCUCAGCCUCAGCGGACUCGGACUCAGGCUCGUCGUCGUCCUCAACAACGGUGUGCCUGAGCGGGAGCGAGGCGACCGUCGUCGACGUCGUCAUUCCCAGUGGCAAGAGUAACAAGAUGACUGAGGAGGAUGACGCCGAGGACGUGCCUGUCACCGUACAGCCCAGGAGGCAGACUGCGAAGAGGGCGAGAGGGAAAGAGCAGGAACGCGAGCCAACGCGCACGAAGCGGAAGCGCAGGUCUCCCGCAGAUGAAUGCGACGCGGAAAAGACUGCGCCGACACCGAGAAAACGUGCAUGCAAGGCAGGCUCGAAGCCUCCCAUACUCGGGGCCGCAGCGCCAAAGACGAAGCUGGGUGUGCAACCGCGGUUAUGA
Molecule: messenger RNA, 1518 nt
Organism: Sparassis crispa
Lineage: Eukaryota; Fungi; Basidiomycota; Agaricomycetes; Polyporales; Sparassidaceae
Exons: 2
Coding region: 1-1518 (505 amino acids)
Source: RefSeq, a predicted model, not a curated record